Cyprinus carpio (common carp) is the source of this 2180-nucleotide messenger RNA. RefSeq names its product dihydrolipoamide dehydrogenase (gene dldh). Gene Ontology annotation, molecular function: flavin adenine dinucleotide binding; dihydrolipoyl dehydrogenase (NADH) activity. Lineage: Eukaryota; Metazoa; Chordata; Actinopteri; Cypriniformes; Cyprinidae. The record is from RefSeq and is a predicted model, not a curated record. Gene Ontology annotation, cellular component: mitochondrion; oxoglutarate dehydrogenase complex.
ACUCUGAUCGCGUUGCGUACUGCGCAUGCGUAAAUUGACUAGUCCUUGGACACAGCGAUCGCUGUAGGUGAAGUGGUCUCGGGAGCGACGUACAGUCAAAAUGCAGACCUGGAACCAUCUAUACCGCACACUUGCCACGCGAGGUCAGCACCUCCCCAACAGGCUACAUGGAGCCACAGUCUUGUCUUUGAGAACGUAUGCUGACAAAGCACCAAUUGAUGCUGAUGUCACAGUUGUGGGCUCCGGGCCUGGAGGAUACGUCGCCGCCAUCAAAGCAGCUCAGCUUGGCUUCAAGACAGUAUGCGUGGAAAAGAACGCGACCCUCGGAGGAACGUGCUUGAACGUGGGCUGCAUCCCGUCAAAGGCUUUGCUCAACAACUCGUACCUGUAUCACUUGGCACACGGAAAAGAUCUAGAAAGCAGAGGCAUUGAAAUUCAGGGGAUCUCAUUGAACCUGGAGAAGAUGAUGGCACAGAAGAGCGGGGCUGUCAAAGCUCUGACCGGAGGAAUCGCACACUUAUUCAAACAGAACAAAGUAACUCACAUCAACGGUUAUGGAAAGGUAACUGGCAAGAAUCAAGUGACCGCAAAGACUGCUGAUGGAGAGCAGGUCAUAAACACUAAGAACAUCCUCAUCGCUUCUGGAUCAGAGGUCACCCCCUUCCCAGGCAUUGAGAUUGAUGAAGACACCAUUGUCUCGUCCACCGGCGCUUUGUCCCUUAAGAAGGUUCCAGAGGAGCUCAUCGUGAUUGGAGCUGGAGUCAUUGGCGUAGAGUUGGGGUCCGUAUGGCAGAGGCUUGGUGCCAAAGUCACAGCGGUGGAGUUCCUCGGCCACGUCGGUGGAAUGGGCAUCGACAUGGAGAUCUCCAAGAACUUCCAGCGAAUUCUCCAGAAGCAGGGGUUGAAGUUCAAACUGAGCACCAAGGUCAUGGGCGCCACCAGGAGACCUGACGGCAAGAUCGAUGUGGCUGUGGAAGCUGCAGCUGGCGGCAAGAGCGAGACGCUCGCCUGUGACGUUCUGCUGGUGUGCAUUGGCCGCCGUCCUUUCACCAGUAACCUCGGCCUUGAAGCUGUCGGUAUAGAACUGGAUAACCGCGGGAGAAUCCCUGUCAAUAGUCGUUUCCAGACCAAAGUGCCCAGUAUCUAUGCCAUCGGAGAUGUUAUAGCUGGACCCAUGUUGGCCCAUAAAGCAGAAGAUGAAGGUAUCAUUUGUGUCGAGGGAAUGGCAGGAGGAACCUCCCAUAUAUUCAAGACCGAGGAACAGCUCAAAGAGGAAGGCGUGCCGUAUAAGGUAGGCAAUUUUCCCUUCGCAGACAACAGCAGAGCGAAGACGAAUGCUGAUACAGAUGGACUGGUAAAGAUCCUCAGCCACAAGGACACAGACAGGAUGCUGGGAGCACACAUUCUGGGAUCGGGGGCAGGAGAGAUGAUUAAUGAGGCUGCAUUAGCUAUGGAAUAUGGAGCAUCAUGUGAGGAUAUUGCAAGAGUGUGUCACGCCCAUCCCACUGUAUCAGAGGCCUUCAGAGAAGCUAACAUUGCUGCUUCGUUUGGAAAAGCUAUCAACUUCUAGAUUUUCUUCGUAUACCCUUGUAUAUAAAUAAAGUAUCUUCUGCAUUUUUUCCAAACAGUCCACACAAUCUGGAGUUCUUCAGUCUCUGGGCUUUCAGGUGUACCCUUCAUGCAUUCAUCCAGAAUAACCCUGCAAAACACUUAGGCCUGUUUUCACAGAUGGGGCUUAGACUGAGUCAGGAUUAGGCGAUAGUACAAUUAGGACAUUUAAGUAAUUUUUAUUAAUAUGCCUUAGAAAAAACAUUAAUGGUGUGCAUCUUGGGACAAAACAAAGGCACUGAUAUAUUUUAACAUCAGUUGAAACUGCUCAGACUUACAUUUUAGUUUGGGACUAGGCUUAAGCCUUGUCUGUGAAACCGGGGGUUAGUCUGUUAUUUAAUUGUCCUAAUAAAGGAGUUUGGGUCUUAUGUUAAACUUCGCCUGACUGAGAAGAACGUGGUUUGGAUUUUAUAAAUCAGUAGUGUUGUUCACUGUUGGGUUAUAUGUAACACAUUUCAUGCUGGUGGUCAUAAAUAGUCUCCCGAAAACCAAAGCAAUAAUUUUGACGGUUGGAAAAGUUGACUUUGGCUGUACUGAAAUACACAGGAGAUGAAUAAAGAGGAACAUCAUUA